This is a messenger RNA of Solanum verrucosum, 1316 nucleotides long. Its product is annotated as thylakoid membrane protein TERC, chloroplastic. The record is from RefSeq and is a predicted model, not a curated record. NCBI's taxonomy places the organism in Eukaryota, Viridiplantae, Streptophyta, Magnoliopsida, Solanales, Solanaceae. Bases 41 to 1099 code for a protein of 352 amino acids. Gene Ontology annotation, cellular component: membrane. The transcript has 14 exons.
UCAUUGUUGAAGGAAGCAUUAAAAUAGCUAAAGAAGAGCCAUGAAUUUGGCUUCCAUAAUCCAUAACAACUCUACUCAAUUGCCUCCAAAGUUCCAUAAGAUUUCCCCAAUCUCUUCGCCAUCUACAUCCCCAAAAUGGGUUCACUUUCAAUUAGCUCAUCUUCGCUCAUUUGGGUGUAAAUGUAGAGGAAGAAGAUAUAGUGCGGUGGUUUCCUGCUUGAGAAAAUCUGAACAAGGGGAAGAGUUGUCUAAUGCUGAAGAGAGAACUCAAGGGUCUAGAACUUAUGUGUCUUCUGUCAGGACAGUAGCCUUGUGUGUGUUUUCAGCAGUGGCAUUUGGUGUUGGCGUGGGGCUCACGGAUGGAGUUAGCAAGUCAUCUGAAUUUUUCGCUGGGUAUCUGCUGGAGCAGAGUUUGUCAGUGGAUAAUUUAUUUGUAUUCGUUCUGAUAUUCAAAUAUUUCAAAGUACCACUUAUGUAUCAGAACCGGGUGCUCUCGUAUGGAAUUGCUGGUGCCAUAAUCUUCAGGUUGUCUAUCAUACUGCUAGGAACAGCAACCCUGCAGAGAUUUGAGGCAGUUAACUUACUGUUGGCGGGGAUUCUUCUAUACUCGUCAUUCAAGUUGUUCACUGGAGAAGAAGAAGAUGCUGAUCUAUCUGACAAUUUCAUUGUGAAGACCUGCCAGAAAUUCAUUCCCAUCACAUCUGAAUAUGAUGGUGACAAGUUCAUAACUUUGCAGGAUGGUGUACGGAAAGCUACCCCUUUACUUCUGACAGUAGCGGUUAUUGAACUCAGUGAUAUUGCAUUCGCUGUUGAUUCUAUACCAGCAGUUUUUGGUGUCACAAGAGAUCCUUUCAUAGUUUUCACAUCCAAUCUCUUUGCAAUUUUAGGAUUGAGGUCAUUGUACACACUCAUUUCUGAAAGUAUGGGGGAGUUGGAAUAUCUACAGCCUUCCAUUGGUGUUGUCCUGGGAUUCAUUGGAUUCAAAAUGAUCCUAGACUUUUUCGGAUACCAUGUUUCCACAGAGGCGUCUCUUGGUGUUGUAGCGACAUGUCUAAGCACUGGAGUCUUGCUGAGUCUUGUAAAGAAAUCUGAUCAAUGAGUUGGGAUGCUCUCAAGAUCAUGUUCUUUAGGAGGAUAGAGGAGAUAUCUAUGAUGUUCCUUUUUUUUUUUCUUCUCUUCGUCGUUGUCUUGAACUUGCUCUGUCAAAUGUACUUUAUUCAAUUGAUAUGACAAUGACAAAAUUAACAAUCUUUUAGCAUGUUUCUUUUUGUAAUAAUUUGAUUUCUUAAUGCAACUCAGGUUGGGAUGAAUUAUUA